CUGAUGCUAAUCAUUUCAGAACACUAUCAGUAAAACUAUCAGUGAAACACUCGUGUGCAGAAGGAAAGAAUAGUUUAUAAACUGUGUUCAGAGCAGAUGUGUGUUUGACAGAAUGCACUUUCUCACACUGAAGAACAUGUUUCACACAAUGUAAAGCAGCACGUCUUCAUUACACACAGACAUAUAGUGCAGCUCUAGCAGUCUCUAAACACUCGGUCAGUCAGAUCAGAGGAAGUUAAAACCACAGGAGGAGCUGAGAGUAUUUAAAGAAAGAGUUGAGAGCAAAUAAUGAAGAGAAAGACAGAGAAAGAGAAAAUGUCUGAGUGUCAUCUGUGUCUGCUGGGACUGAUCGCUCUCUCUUCACUUCUCACAGGUACCAGUGGAGUAGAUGAUGCUCAUGUGUUCAUCAGUUCUGGUGAAAAUGUCCGUCUGCGCUGUAAUAAUGCUCUUCCUGACUGCAAAUCAACUACAUGGUUCUAUAAUAAAGAUUCAAUGACUGUUGAACUGAUUAAUUUAGGGAUAAAGAAGACAGACACACAGAGACAUGAGAGACUGAGUCUGGGGUCUGACUGCUCUCUGAACAUCAACAACAUCUCAACAGAAGAUUAUGGACUUUACAGCUGCAGACAAUAUGUGAAUGACAAACAACAAGGAUCUGAUGCUCAUGUUCAUCUGCAUGUUCUUCAUGUCUCUUGUGGUGAUUCGGUCAUUUGUGGGUUUGUUGAGCUGUUCUGGGUGAAUCAGGCUGGUGUUAAACUGAUGACAGACUCCAGAUAUCAGAUAUCAUCCUCAUCAGGACACUGUAACAUCUCUCUGAAUACAACACUCCUGAAUGAAGAUCACAACAGAGAGUGGAGAUGUGAAGUUACUCAGAGAGAUCAACUCAAGACCUCAGUCACAUACACUGUCAAGAGUUCAGCUCCAGGUUCAACACUGAUUCCAGUCAGCAGCUCAAACUCUGAGACGACAUCAAGCCGAACUACAGCAGCAGCUCCUACAAAAGAUAAACAGAUCAUUACCUCAAACUCUGAGACGACUACAGCUGCUCACAGACCUGCAGUUACUCCACAGAAGGUGAUUGUGAUUAUUGUAGAGUUUGCAGUGUUUGCUGCUCCUACUGUGAUUCUUCUUCAGAUCAUCUGUGUGAAAGAAGAGCUGGAAGAAGGUUUGGUGUUGAUGGAGGAGGCAACAUCUUCAAGGCAAAACCUUAGACCUGAUGCAACAUCAUCCAGUGUCAAAAUCACCCUUUAG
Cyprinus carpio (common carp) is the source of this 1251-nucleotide messenger RNA. RefSeq lists its product as uncharacterized. The record is from RefSeq and is a predicted model, not a curated record. Gene Ontology annotation, molecular function: protein tyrosine kinase binding; MHC class II protein binding. The transcript is spliced from 7 exons. Lineage: Eukaryota; Metazoa; Chordata; Actinopteri; Cypriniformes; Cyprinidae. Gene Ontology annotation, biological process: T cell activation; interleukin-15-mediated signaling pathway; positive regulation of ERK1 and ERK2 cascade. Bases 289 to 1251 code for a protein of 320 amino acids. Gene Ontology annotation, cellular component: external side of plasma membrane; membrane raft.